Molecule: messenger RNA, 956 nt
Organism: Anthonomus grandis grandis
Lineage: Eukaryota; Metazoa; Arthropoda; Insecta; Coleoptera; Curculionidae
Gene: Elp6
Product: elongator complex protein 6
Exons: 3
Coding region: 196-930 (244 amino acids)
Biological process (GO): tRNA wobble uridine modification
Cellular component (GO): elongator holoenzyme complex
Source: RefSeq, a predicted model, not a curated record
UGGCAAUGUUGUCCACCGAACGGGUGGUCCGAAACGUCAUAAUUUUUAGGUUAGGUUAAAUUAGGUUGGUUAGGACAACAAAAACGUGUUUUUUCGAUGGAAUUACUAAAAACCAUGUAAAAACUCACCUAAAUAUCUAAAUUUCCCUUUGUUUGGCACACGGAGCUUGGCAGGUGAAGGGAAUUUAGUGAUAAAAUGGACCCGAGAGUAUCGAACCCAGUGCUGUCCUCCCUAAACAUCAAACCCGAAGACAAAAUAAUUUUCAUUCAAGAAAACUCUUUUGCCGACUCGAACUUCAUCAUAACACAUUUAAUAAAGCAGUUGCUCUACGACAAAAGUCGAGCCUGCGUGUUAACUUUGCACAAUACAGUUGAACAUUACCAAAACGUCGGGAAGAAAUUAGGUUAUGAUUUAAAUCAGGCCAUCCAGAAGGGCGAGAUCAGAAUUAUCGACCCGAUGGAGGAACUCGUGGCCAAUAUUGGACUAAACGAAGAGGACCCCAGAAGUCGACUGUUGACGUGCCUUUAUGCGGCAUUAAAGACCCACAUCGAACAAUUUCUUUUGCAAAAAGAGCAGCCCGUCUACCUCAUAAUUGAUGAUCUAAGUCACUUCUUGGAUUUGGGCUUAGGCAUCCCCGCCAUAAUAAACUUCACAAAUCUCUUCAUUAAUUUGACUAGUGACAAAAAUAUUUUCGCCGUUAUAAACUCUCACGUUAGCUCUAAAAGUGACCUUAUCGUGGCGGAUAGUCUGCACUACAUCUGCGACUUGUACAUUUCAGUGUCCCCAUUGAAAACCGGUAAAAGUUCGGAUGUUAGCGGGUUAAUGACUAUACAGCGCGGAGAGGACGAGAACAGGUAUCACUUUAGAACGUUCGACAGGGGAGUUAAGACAUUUCAUCCCGGGGAGAGCAUUUAUAAUUUGUAUAAGUGACUUAAUAAAGUGGUUUUAUUAUUUUA